AUGUACGCGGGUGAGGUUCUCAAAAUUCCAACAAUCGAUCAUAUAUUCUUUGAACCAGGCCAUUCGCAAAUGGAAUGCGAUUCGGUUCACGCUCAUAUCGAAAAUUCAAGCAGGGACUUGGAAAUAUAUGGUCCAUCAGGCUGGUAUACUGCCAUAAGAAUGACUUCCAAGCAAAAGAAGUACGAUUUAACAGAAAUCAGUCAAAUUGACAUUCUGAAUUUCAAAGAAUUUGCUGCCAAAAUAGUUAAAAAUCGAAAGGUUGAUUGCGAUGGACACAACGUAAGAUGGUUAAAUAUUGUAUGGUUUCAGUACAGAAAAGAUGACACUAAUCAUAUUUAUUUUAAGUAUGAUUUUAAUACUAGAGAUUUUCACAAGUUUAAAAUACAAAGACGGCCAAGUAGGUUAUUUGAUCUUAAGAAUGCGGAACUUAAACAAAAAUAUAAUGGUCCCAUUCCUAUUGACAAGAACAAGUUGGCAGGCUUACACGAGCUGUGUCGAAAAGGUUUCAUAAAAAAAACCUUACCAUUUUUUUUUUACUACAGUCUUCAAGAAGGACAUCAGAAUGAAGAUGACAACGAAGAUUUGUAG
Psylliodes chrysocephalus is the source of this 588-nucleotide messenger RNA. Lineage: Eukaryota; Metazoa; Arthropoda; Insecta; Coleoptera; Chrysomelidae. The record is from the annotation of a GenBank genome assembly.